Molecule: messenger RNA, 1252 nt
Organism: Colletes gigas
Lineage: Eukaryota; Metazoa; Arthropoda; Insecta; Hymenoptera; Colletidae
Gene: wol
Product: dolichyl-phosphate beta-glucosyltransferase
Exons: 5
Coding region: 184-1170 (328 amino acids)
Cellular component (GO): endoplasmic reticulum membrane
Source: RefSeq, a predicted model, not a curated record
CUUCCGCCAAUAAAACAGUAGACAAAAUGUUUUGUAGUACAGUAGCCAAUUGCAAUACAUAUGCAAAUUAAUUAAAAUUCUCGAAGUUACAAGUGCGGUGAAAAAGAAGAAAUUAUGAAGGAGUUGUUUGGCGUUUUUUAUAAAGUGUAUUUUGCUAAUAUUUGAAAGUUCUUUCAUAUUAAGAUGAUUUCACUGGAACAUUCACUUCUUUAUGCUAUCUUAUUUUCAAUAGUAUGUUUAAUUACGUUUUCUUUAAUAUUAUAUUUGAUAACGCAACCAUAUCCUAAAAUAUGGCGCGAUGAGAAAGAGAAAUAUUUCUUUAAUCCAAAGACAAAAAGUACUGAAAUAUUUCCAUCGCUCUAUGAUAAUUGGAGCGUACAUCUAAGCAUCAUAGUACCUGCAUAUAACGAAGAACAAAGAUUGCCACUGAUGUUGGACGAAUGUUUGGAAUAUAUGGAAGAACGUUUAAAAAAUGGAUGUACUUAUGAAAUAAUUGUAGUUAGCGAUGGAAGUACGGAUCAAACUGUGCAAAUUGCACAAAAUUAUGCACAAAAACAUGAAAAUAUCAGAGUACUAGAUCUUGUUAAAAACAGAGGAAAAGGCGGUGCAGUAAGAUUAGGAAUAUUAAGUGCAAGAGGGAGUGCAAUACUAUUUGCAGAUGCAGAUGGUGCUACUAAAUUUAGAGAUUUAGAAAGGCUAGACGACAGUUUAAAAUUCAUUUUAGGAUUCGAUUAUAAGAAUAAACCAGAUGAAGUCAGUUCAUCUCAUGCAAUAAUAUGUGGAUCCAGAGCACAUUUAGAAAAAGAAGAAACUGCCAAACGAACUUUUUUCCGUUUAUUGUUAAUGCACGGUUUUCACUUCUUAGUAUGGUUAUGGGGAGUGAGAGGAAUCAGGGACACACAGUGUGGCUUUAAACUUCUAACACGAAACUCUGCAAGACUUGUAUUCCAAGCCUUGCAUGUCGAACGUUGGGCAUUUGAUGUAGAAAUGCUGUAUAUUGCAAAAAUUCUAAACAUUCCUAUUGUCGAGAUUGCUGUAAAUUGGACUGAAAUAGAAGGAUCGAAGAUAGUACCUUUUUGGAGUUGGGUACAGAUGGGUGGAGAUUUAUUUUUUAUUUGGUAUAAAUAUAGAAUUGGAGCAUGGAAAAUAAAAAAAUCCAAAAUGACAUAACGCAAGUGCAUACCUACUUAUAAAAAAAAAAAACUUCGAGUUAACAAAUUACGAGUAUAAGAAGUUGUACAAUUUUUCGAGA